UCGUCGCGAGCGGUUGCCAGUGGCGAAGAAUGGUUCUCAGUUCUCGUUGAUUUCCAUUGCGGAUAUCUUAGUGUAGAUAAACAAAAAUCCCAAACUAAUUCACUGGAUUCCCGAAAAUUGCUACCAUCAUUUGGUUCGGUGAUCAGAUACCAAGCGUUCGUUUGAUGUUUCCGAUUUGAAUAUAUUGCCCCGGAUGUGAAGUGUUAGUGUUUGAUCCAGUUUUCGUUGUAGCUAUAAUCCUGAUUAUUGGCAGUGAUGAUAAACCGGUUCAGUAGGAUUAACCUGAUGCAGUGGUUUAUAUAGAUGAGAUCAGAUCAUAAAUUUGGUGAAAGUUGUGUGGAUAAACGGAAAAGUUGAGUUUUUGUAUUAGCUAUUUUGCUAAUGUGGGCAAUUUAGAAUGAAAACCAUUGUGGAAUGAGUGAAUAUAAAAUUGUGAAAUAAAUCGAAAUAUGACAAAGUUUCGACCAUAAAUUUUUAAAUAAUGUCUCUCUAAUAUUUCCAUCUUGAGUGUUGCUGAAAAAGUUUUAAUGAAAUAAAGCACAUGCUUUUAAAAGAAUAUAAAUAUUUUUCUUCAACCUGAUUUAAGUUUGCCGCCUUUGGAAAAACUUUUCCAACCCGGUUGAUGUGAUAAACAAAUCUGAGUGACCCAUGAAAUUUGUGUUAGGCAGAUGUUACAAAACAAGCGCAGGAGAAAAAUGUUCUCUUUGACAGUCGGCGCUAUUGCAACGGGUGGUGGAGGCGCCGUGUGCCGCAUUCUAACGGCUAAAGUGUGAAACCGUUUGAAGAUACAAUUUCACUAAAUUAAUCAAUCAUUCUCCAGUGGUCCGCCGCGUUCAAGCUGGCUUGUUGUAAGUUUGUGUGUGUUUGUGUGUGCCGGAACGUGAAUCUUGACAGCUCUCGGAUCGGAUUAAAGUGGAUCAGAAUUGAGUAGCGUCUAAUUGAAUUAAGCCAGUUUGCCACAUUUUGUUGACCUGGCUGUUGGGGUGCGAAACGUGCCCGGAACCACCAUCGGUGGAAAGCUAGUUUCAUGUGCAAACUGUUGACGCCGCUGGACGAAACCUUGUGUAUCAAUCAACGCAAGUGUUAGUUUUGGAUUUUAGAGUGCAUCUUGCCAUAAUUGCAUCCCGUUGAUGUACACCAGCAGCAUCUGUGCAGCGACUGUGGAGCAGAGUAGAUAGAUUCUUUUCGCGAUACUCUUUUGGGCGAGACAAACUGUGCGCAGCGGGAAAUUUGCUCCACUGUCCAGUUGGGAAAUACACAAUGAAACGGCAAUCUAGUCUAGGAAUCAGCACCUUUAGAGCCCGGAUACGUGUCAGCAAACCACCGCAAAGCUAAUCAACUAUAAAUACGGAAACAAGGCUGUUUUUCCAUUGAAUCAUGAACAGUGGUGGCACGCGUAAUGAAAUUCUUCAAUUAUCCGCUACUGCUUCGACAAGUGUGAUAAGUAGAUCUAAUCGGGAAGCAAUUUACUUCCUCAUGUGCUUCGUGCAAUUUUCGCAUCCUUUCGGUGAGAUUAAUGAUUGUGAUACAAACAGUAGUGGAGUGGGCGCUGAUAACAGAAGAAAGCUCGGUGCGCGGUGUCUUGACGCGAAGCUGAACAACCACUGACCAAUAACCCACAGGAUUUCAAUUACUGCGUCCUACGCUGUGCUGUACUGCAGAGGAACGAUCAAAAAUGUCAUCGCUUAAAUUCAUCGACUACAUGAAUAUCAGCUCGUUGAGUAUGAUGGGUUUGUUCAAUGCUAGUCUGAGUUAUUUGAACGCAACCAAUGGAAGUGUCAGUGUGCCCGGUGGGGUAUCAACCAGCUUUGUGCCACUCAGCGGGGUAUCUGCUCCUCCGCCAGGAUAUCGUAUCAGCAAUAGCGGGCUAGUGAAUAACAAUAACAACAGCAGCAGCAGCAGUCUUGGGGGUAAUUUCAGUGCCAACAAUUUAUUCGUGAAUUCGUCACCACCAACGUCGCUAUUCAGCCUGAACGGGUCAGCGCUGGAUCUGAGCCUGGCUGGAAGUGGCAACAGCGUCGGAACGGAAAACUUCAGUUUUCCCUUGAAUAACUUUGUACAGAAAGAGUUUAUAUUUGAUCGGACCGAUGUGAGAGUGAUUUUCAUUACGCUGUACUCGCUGGUGUUCUGCUGUUGCUUCUUCGGAAAUCUGCUCGUUAUUCUGGUGGUGACAAUGUCGCGGAGGUUGCGCUCAAUAACGAACUUUUUUCUGGCCAACCUGGCAGUGGCCGACCUGUGCGUUGGCGUAUUCUGUGUAAUGCAGAAUCUGACUAUCUACUUAAUCGAAAGCUGGGUUUUUGGUGACUUCCUGUGCAAAAUGUACCAGUUUGUGCAUUCGCUGAGCUACACGGCCUCGAUAUUCAUCCUGGUGGUGAUUUGCAUGGAAAGAUACUUUGCCAUCAUUCAUCCCAUCACGUGUAAGCAGAUAUUGACCUCCAGAAGGUUGCGGCUGGUCAUCGUAGCCGUGUGGAUCACAUCGGCCGUCUACUCGGUGCCAAAGUUCAUCUUUGUUCGGACGAUUACCAAUAACCUGGGUAACGACCAGCUGGAAACCAUAUGUAUCAUUGAUCGGAAAGCAUUCAACUCAGAGUUAUUCGAUAUCAUUAAUUUUGCCUUACUCUAUCUGCUGCCGCUGCUGGUCAUGACGGUCCUGUACAGUCGGAUAGCGAUAGCCCUGUGGAAAAGUUCGCGGGGGUUGGAGCGACACAUUGCUCUGCAAAACACCACCUCCUCCAACUAUUCGGCAAACUAUAAUCGGAAACCCAGUCACAAAUACGAGAAACGGGCGGUGGGGGUCACCGAAAGUCAGGUUUCGGUUGAAUCGGACAAAGUGGUUGUGACGACCUGGCGAACUCAGAAUAGCUUCCACCAGCGCCACGGUACCCAGCUGACACAGAUGUCCCAUUCGUCCAACAAUGUACUGCGGGCCCGACGAGGGGUCAUCCGGAUGCUGAUGGUUGUGGUUCUAACGUUUGCUCUUUGCAAUUUGCCCUUCCAUGCACGAAAGAUGUGGCAGUACUGGUCAACCGACUACAAAGGUGACUCCAAUUUCAACGCACUGUUCACACCGCUCACCUUUCUGGUGACGUACUUCAACUCGGGCGUUAAUCCGCUGCUGUACGCCUUCCUCAGCCGGAACUUCCGCAAGGGGAUGCGAGAACUGCUGCUGUGCUCGUUGAAGAAGAAUAAAAACCACUCCCUGAACCAGCGGAUCCCGAUGCAUAACCAUUCCUUACCGACCGAUUCAACCCAUGUAGGAUUUCAACAAUGAUGCUACGACCUGAUCGUGUGCUGCCGGUGUGGUACCGGCCGUUGGAACCCAUUGGUUUGGUGGGACAACCACCAGCACCGACACGGA
Messenger RNA from Topomyia yanbarensis, 3358 nucleotides. Its product is annotated as trissin receptor. Gene Ontology annotation, biological process: G protein-coupled receptor signaling pathway. Gene Ontology annotation, cellular component: plasma membrane. The transcript has 10 exons. Gene Ontology annotation, molecular function: neuropeptide Y receptor activity. The coding region runs from base 1676 to 3271 and encodes 531 amino acids. The record is from RefSeq and is a predicted model, not a curated record. Lineage: Eukaryota; Metazoa; Arthropoda; Insecta; Diptera; Culicidae.